Messenger RNA from Protopterus annectens (West African lungfish), 4349 nucleotides. RefSeq names its product WAS/WASL interacting protein family member 2 (gene WIPF2). Gene Ontology annotation, molecular function: actin binding. The transcript is spliced from 7 exons. Bases 72 to 1391 code for a protein of 439 amino acids. The record is from RefSeq and is a predicted model, not a curated record. Lineage: Eukaryota; Metazoa; Chordata; Ceratodontiformes; Protopteridae.
CAGGUGUUUGAGUGACAACAUUGGGGAAAAUUGAAUGCAAAGGCUCUUGAGUCAGCAAGAAGUAGGAAAAAAUGCCAAUUCCACCACCGCCUCCACCCCCACCCCUGGGUCCUCCACCACCACCAACUUUCAAUCAGGCAAAUACAGAGCCACCAAAACUGAGCCGAGAAGAGCAUCGAGGGAGAGGGGCUUUAUUACAGGAUAUCUGUAAAGGAGCCAAACUGAAGAAAGUGACCAAUGUCAGUGACAGAAGUGCACCAGUACUUGAAAAACCCAAAGGAGGAGGUGGAGGAGGAGGAAGCGGUGGAUUUGGUUCUAGUUCGGGAUCUGUACCUCCUAUGGGAGGCCUUUUUCAAGGAGGUGUUCCCAAACUUAGACCUGUAGGAGGAGGAGAAAGCCAAGGGAGCAGAUCAGCAUUGCAGGUUCCUACUUCCAGAUCAUCUGCUCCAAAACCACCUUUGUCCACCAGCAACAGUCGAUUAAAUGAUGAUCCUGACAGCGGUCGACCUUCACCACCUGAUGUUCCACGAACACACAGACCUUCUUUACCUGAUCUUACCCGACCCAACAGUGGUAGUAGUAGUACUGGCAUGAAACACAGCUCAUCUGCUCCUCCACCUCCUCCAGGAAGACGUACAAAUGCACCUCCUGCUCCUCCAUCAUCAAGCAACAAAACACCUUCCUAUAACAGAGAAAAGCCACUACCACCAACUCCAGGACUUAGGGGACCUUCAAAUAGGGAAGGACCUCCAGCUCCACCACCAGUUAAACCUCCUCCUUCCCCAGUCAAUGCCAGACUUGGAUCACAUGCACAGAAUCAGUCUUUACCCCCUCCACCACCUUAUAGACAGCCGCCAGUUGUCAGUAAUGGUCCAUCAAGUCCAAAUAAUGAGUGUGCCCCAGAGUUACCACAGAGGCAUAAUUCUUUGCACAGGAAAACUUCAGGUGCAGUAAGAAGCAUCGCACCUCCACCCCCACCUCCAUCGCCAUCACCUUCACCAAGUGGCCGACCUCCUCCACCAGCCAGAGAUCCCCCAAGCAGAGGAGCAGCUCCUCCACCUCCACCACCGCUAAUGAGAAAUGGAAAUAGAGAUGCUCCACCCCCUCCCCCACCAUACAGGGGGUCUUCAGAACCUCCUAGUAGAGGAAAACCACCUCCUCCUCCUUCAAGGACUCCUGCAGGACCUCCACCACCACCUCCUCCAGUACGAAAUGGAUAUCGGGAUUCUAUCAUUCCCAAAACUUUCUUAGAUGAUUUUGAAUCCAAAUAUUCAUUUCACCCAGUGGAAGACUUUCCUGCACCAGAAGAUUACAGACCCUGUCAGAAAGUUUAUCCCAGCAAAAGUAGAGCUACACGUGGAGCACCUCCAUUACCACCAUUGGCCAGAUGAAUUUUGAACCUGUUCAGUAUCAUCAGCCCAAUCGUUCUAUGUUUGAGAAGGAAGAAGUUUGCUCCUUCAGAGAAUUUCACCUUUGGAAAACCUGCAUGGAAGAAAAAUCAGUGCAAGAAUUUUUUUUCCAAAUCCAUUGUCUCCCUCUAUGCAUUUUGUUGUGGAACUUUGGUGGUACAGGCCCAGCAGAAUGCCUUGAGAUAGUCCUCCAUUUUACUUGCAUCUGCCAACAUUUUUUUUUCCUUUGGAAUGAAACUGAAUCUAAUUUGUAUUGCUCAGACGUUUUAUAUUUAAUGUGUUAAAAAACAUGAAUCCCUUCCCUGAUCGAAAAGCAGCUGUACUAGUACUGUAUCAGAGUAUACCACUUUUGCCACCAUAGCCAUUUUGUGUACACAGAAGCUUUUUGCACCAGAUGUUGACUGCUGUCUAAAUGUUAGAAUGUUAAUGUUGACAUUUUGGAACCUUUUCUAGAGAACUGAGAUUCCAUAUUGAACAAUUUAUUAGAGAAGAGUGAAAAAGGAGGUUUAAAUGUUUGCUGUGUAGUUCUGGACUUUUAAUUUAUCAGCUUGUGAUCCACACAGAACUGAUCCCAAAGGAAGAAUUGAUGGUACAGUGAAGUAAUAAUGUGGGUGGUUAAGGAAAACGGAAGUUUUUUUUUGCCAACUCUGAGGACAUUAAACAGGAGAAACGGUUUAACAAUAUUUAAAAAGUGAUGAAUUAUGUUAGAGAUGCAAAAGCAAGGAGCUCUUUCCUUUUUUGAGUUAAGAUCAGAUACAUUUUCACAGCUGCAGCAUCUAAGGGAAUUAAUUAUGUGGUUAAUGUCAGAUCAGGGAACCACUUUACAAAAAAGGGUGUGGCAGUGCCCUUAAUGCAAGUCAGACUAUCACUGCAGACAGUACUUGAAAUUCUGCUGCUUUCUAAAAGACCUGGAGUCACACUGUUGUGAACCAAAAUGCCAAAAAGGCCUUGUGUGUUUUCCUUUUGUUGUGCAGUGUGAUUGAUUCCUUUAAGUGAAAGAUACAUUUGUGAAAGCUUGCUCCCUAAUGUUCACUUUCAUGGAUCAUGUGAUCUGGCACUGUAAUCUCUUCCCUGUUGGUCUUGAAGCCAUAUGUUCGUUGUGUGGUUUGGCCAUCUGAUUUCAUUAUGAUCUCUUAAACUGUUAAUAAUCCAGUGUCUAACUGGUUUUUGCCUUACACCCUACUUGCAUUAUAUUGUUUUUGGUACAAAAUUUUAUUGUAAUGUGUAUAUUUUACUCAAGUAAUGGGAAUAUGGUAUUCAUAGUUCUUAAUCUGUUUUGUAUAUUGUACAAAGUACUUGUAAUAUAGAAUUAGGGUGGGCCUGAUGCAAGGAUAUUUAGGAAUUCGUCUCACCUUUAAAACUGUUCUUUUCUGUUGUCAUGGAAGUUUUUUUAUGUUAAGGGUGGUGGCACUCAUGUUGAGGGACACCUCCCACUUUGUUGUUUUGAGAAAAUAGUUUGCCUAGCGCUGCUAGGGGAAAUUUAAGCAGAAUGCAUUGCAUUCUGCAGCCCUUUUAACAUGGCUUCCUUAACAAUACCUGGAAUCUUUUGUGAAUCUGGAAAGUCUGUACAGCUAUGUAAAAAGCAUUCCUUCAAGUUCUGGGCCAAAGCACUUUUUGUGUGUGUGUGUUGCCUGUUUUGUGUGUUUUGAAUUGAAUGCAACUUGGUGCAUUGACAGUUUAUAAGAAUCCAAUACUCUUAAUUUCUGAACACUGUUAUGGACACACUUUUUUGUUAGCGUAUUAUGUUGUGUAAGUACGGUUAAACAAAACUGAUCUUUAGUUCAUUGUUUAGAGAAUGUCAUUUUAUGUGUAGCUGCUAAUUCUGGUAUUGGCUAAAACACUAGAAAAAGGGAUAGUGAAUUAUCUGUUUGACUUUACAUACACAAUUGGCAAAUGUUCAAGUAAAUUGUCCUUUAUGUAUUUCUAGAUGUUAACAAAAAUCUGAGCCUGUCCACAAACACUAGUGAAAAGAAAAACUAGUUGUAGUUUUAUUUGCACUAGCCUGUGUGUCAUAGGGUCUUUGAACAUUCAUUAGAGCUCCUUUGUGACCAAUUGGAAAUUGUUCUGAUCACUCAGUGUAAAAAAGUGCUGCAUUUAAAACUGAAAUGUAUGAAUAUGUUGUCUUCCACAUCUUUGUAAUUUCUCCCAAAAAAGUGUACCUACAUAUACUCAACAGAUUUGCAGCUGUGCUGCCUUGCAGUGUCCUCAUCACCAAGUCAGCAACAUGCAGAUAUGCACACACAGCUUCAUAGGUCUGGGUUGAAUUACAACAGAUUUUCUUAUCACAGGAGUAUUUGCAGGUAAUGAAUGUAUUCUGAAGAGUUCAAGAUCCUCUAUUUACUAGGCAUAUUUAUGCUGAUUGUGAUGGUGAUUAAAUAUGUGAAGAGAGUCUUAAACACCAGAGUUCCUGUGUAUUUAGUUAGCCUCCGUGUUUGUUUGAAACUUAUUUGCAUCAUUUUUUCUUUCCUGCUUAGUUUGCAUUUUUCACAUAGUGACCCAAGUGGUAUUGUGGAAAUUAAAAUUUAAAGCCCUGUCCAAAAAGAAAAUCAUCUUGAAAAGUUGGAGUGAUAUUUGGAAAUAUGAAAAGUUAUAUGGUAUUUGGGAGUAGCAGUCAUGCAUUUGAGUAAACAUGCUUACUUUUUCCUACCCUUUUAUAUUUUUUGUUUGAUUGUACACAGCAGUAGUGUUCAGUUACAGAAGACAAGCAUUUCCUAGGUCAAAGUUUACAGACCUUUUUGUAAAUGCAUGUUCAAAAGACCCUAAGAUCCAGGCAAGAAACUUGCUUUUCUGUUGAAAAGAUCCUUCUAUUUGUAUGUGUCAAGUAUGGUUUUAAUCAAGAGCAACUGUUUUAUGAAUGUAGUCUGAAAAAGGUGUUUUGUUGGGAAGUGUUUUUUGAUUGCUGAUUCCAAUAAAAGACAGUUUUAUCAGUCUUAGCCGAAA